GGUUACUACUUUGUUUUCCACUCAUGUAAACUUUGGAGUUUGGAAAAUGUGAUCGUGCAGAAGAACGUAAACAUAGUGUUUUGAAAGUGUUAUGUGAUCAGAAGAUGGAAUUAUUUGGUGCUUUGUUCUUUUUGGCCAAAUGUUUAGCUAUUACUUUUGGGUUUCAGUCAGGAGUAGACUAUGAUGGAGUAUUAAAUGUGAAACUGCGCCAUGCUCUUGAUCAUGUUCCUAGCCCAGAGUUCACUGAUCGUGGUGCAAUAACGAUACAGAGCAUACGAACUGGAGCUGUUUCAGCACAACAGAUUUCCCUUUCUGCAUUUGACAGACAGAAAUUGAAGCACCUCGCAGAAAAAGACGGCUUGUACAGGAUUAAUGCAACCGUUCGGACUGUGGAUGGAAAGGAAAUUUCAUUUUUGACAUUUGUGAAAGCUUGCUCUCUGGUGGAGUCGGGGCUCUCAGAUAUACUAACGGUCUCACUGGACCAUACAGGAAUGCCUGUUGCUGUGACUGCAAGUACUAUAUCAGAUGGGUGCCAUGGAGACCUAGAAAUUAUUGAAGAUCUACGCAACUUUAACACCAGUGUAUUUGUCAAGCACAUGGAACAGGGACCUGUGCCUGAUACUGCUACCUACAUACAGAAAUUGGAGAAAGAGAAAGAAGCAAGAGAAAGAGGUGAAACACAAGACAACCGCUCUUUCCUAGCAAAAUAUUGGAUGUACAUAGUCCCAGUGGUGAUCUUUGUGCUGCUGUCUGGUGCUGCUAACCCUGAAGGUGCUGCUGGCGGAGGGGGAGGUGGUGGGGGUGGCGGCGGGGGUGGCGCAGGCAGGUAGAUAGCUCAGGUGCAACUUAAUCGCCUGCUCCACUGCCUGGUUACAGCUGGACUAACAGUUCACUGGCUUAUCCUGUAUUCGCUUUACCUGACGUUGUACAAUAUGGUUCCGUUUCGUUCCUUAAAGUGGGCUUUUAUCGGUGGCUCACAAGUAAACUAUUUAUGAACAUUUGAUGAACGUUGUGAAAUCACAUUGAAUAAAACUGUUGAUACUUUUUAUCUUUGCACACUGUCGUAUUACAUUGAAUAUGAUGUUCUAUUAUUAUGUGCUCAGGUUUUCGAUGUAUGAUUGUGGUUCUCACUUAUGCCGUCUAAUAGCAAUACCAUAACUGGUGUAGGCUUGUUGCUGCAGAACAUUGUUGAAUGCUUAAGCUGAGACAAAAUGUGACUUUUUCUAUAUUUAAUAAUUUAGAAUGAAAAUAUUUAUUGCACUGUUACUGAAAAUAUAUUUAAAAUUGCAAAUUUGAAUAUUGUUGUGUUGUAUAUGAUUAGGAGUAGAGAAAAUAAAACUGAGCUAUUGAUUUCACCCAAAA
This is a messenger RNA of Schistocerca americana (American grasshopper), 1362 nucleotides long. It is a transcript of the gene EMC10, whose product is annotated as ER membrane protein complex subunit 10. Lineage: Eukaryota; Metazoa; Arthropoda; Insecta; Orthoptera; Acrididae. Gene Ontology annotation, cellular component: EMC complex. The coding region runs from base 105 to 830 and encodes 241 amino acids. The record is from RefSeq and is a predicted model, not a curated record. The transcript has 6 exons.